AUGCAUCCCCACUGGUACUCUACUUCGCCUGACUUGCAGCGCAGGCUCAUUUCCCUCUUCAUUUUAUCGCUGGCUCCCAAGAGCCCGAUCACCACGCUCUCUCCCACUCCUUCUUCCCCACAAAUCAUAUUCAAUACCGAGCUGGAGUAUACUCGCUCGCCGCAUGACAUUGCUGCCGUGCUGCGAUGGGCCCUCCGGCAUGUGCGUCUAGAAGGCGACUCUUUUGGUGGUCCUAACACCAAUCCAUGGCAAUGGUAUACUGCAUUCUACGAGACCGAGCGGGAGAAGCAUCAUCCGCCCAGUGCUUUCUCUGAGAUUCUGGUGCCACAGCUACCUCCGGCACAUCUCCAGCUCCUCGUUUCCACUCUCGAACUUGUCUCUUCUCUUGCAGCACAUUCGGAGCGCAAUGGAAUCUCCGGUAGCAAACUAACUAAAUUCAUUGGGCUCUGGUUGCUUGCGGCCCAGCGGACUGAGGACGGGGACGACUGGGCGUCGUUCUAUGCGCGGUGGGAGCGUGCAGGGCGCAUUCUGGAGCAUAUCUUCCUAGCACAGAUCAGGGACGAGAUGACUCGCAAGAAGAUGCCUCUGCGUCUAUCCGAGCUGGUUGCAAGCUAUCCUUAUACCAGAGCAUCAACUAUCGAGGAGGGUCUACUCCCUCGACCCCGCCUGUCUAGUCGCCGGUACGACGCACUGCAUGUCCGUGUCGAAACGCAGCUGCCGGACUUCACAACUCCACGGCCCAAACAGCACCCCCUUCGCAUUAUUGCUGAUGCAAUUAAGGCGGAGGUUAUCUCUCAAAGCGGCCAGUAUCAAGACAUAUGGGACGCAAUAAAGCGU
Messenger RNA from Postia placenta MAD-698-R-SB12, 837 nucleotides. RefSeq lists its product as hypothetical. Lineage: Eukaryota; Fungi; Basidiomycota; Agaricomycetes; Polyporales; Adustoporiaceae. The annotation marks the transcript as partial. The record is from RefSeq and is a predicted model, not a curated record. The transcript has 2 exons.